AUGAACCAAUUCAAGGAACUCAUUCGGGAGCGUACUCCAUCUCCGGCUCCAGCUCCGGCUCCAGCUCCCAUGCUUCUUGGGCCGUGGCAACCACCAACACAAGCACAAGGAACACCAUUGCCAUGGUACCCUCCAGCAUAUACGCAACAAUAUCCAUACUACAUGUAUCCUCCCCAGCAACCGCUUGUAUGGCACCCCCAAGCUUGCGUCCAAGUUCAACCGGCAGUAUCUCCAAUUUCUGCCUGGCUUCAGGAAGUUCUUCACAUUCCAUACUCAGAUGACAAAGAUCUCAAGCAAGUCUCAAAUGAGAAAUAUGUCAUUUCUUUACGACAUCGUGUCCGCGCGGAGCAGGUUAUGAGUACGUCAGAGUUUAGGGACUGGGCGAGUAAAGCAGAAUCGAAGGAACUGCUCGUAGAGGGCAACUUUGGGUACGACAAUUGCCAUUACAUAUCGGCGCUCUCGCUCCUGUGCGCCACUUUGACUCAGGCUUUCCGCAAAAGAGAGGGAUACAUAUCAACGGUAUUCUUCUGCGGUUGCCAUGGCAAAGAUGACCAAGAUAAUGAUGAUGAAGAUGUUGGAGGUGUGGCAAUAAUGAAAAGUAUGAUCUUGCAGCUAUUGAAGCAACAUUAUUCUUUUGAUUUGACAGGUAUAGAAAAGGAUAUCAAGCUUGAUUCUUUGAAAGAUGGGGAUAUUGACCAACUGUGUGGUCUGUUUGUUUGGCUAGUCAAACGACUCCCAAGAGAUUUAAUACUGGUGUGUAUUAUCGAUGGAGCGGUGCAUUUUGAGAUCGACGCCUUUGAAGAUGGGCUGCAGAAAGUGAUCAAGUGCCUUCUCAGCCUCUCCAAGGAUAACACAGUACCGAUUCCAGUUAAAGUUCUUGUUACAAGCCCGAUUCCAAUAGAAAAAACCGCGUACCUGUUUCGUGGGGAAGGAGAUGAAGAUGAUAGCCGCUUCAUAUCUUUGGAGUCGUUUCCUGAGAUCAACUAUAUAUCCGGCGCGAUAGAAUCUGACAGAGAGAUGAACGAACAGUUGGACGCUUACGAAGGCAAUGAUGAGUAG
Trichoderma breve is the source of this 1059-nucleotide messenger RNA. RefSeq lists its product as uncharacterized. The record is from RefSeq and is a predicted model, not a curated record. The transcript has a single exon. Bases 1 to 1059 code for a protein of 352 amino acids. NCBI's taxonomy places the organism in Eukaryota, Fungi, Ascomycota, Sordariomycetes, Hypocreales, Hypocreaceae.